AUCCUUAGCCUUUGACUGUGUUGAAAUUAUGAAAUAGAUUCUAAAUCUAGAAAACGUUAUCAAUAUUUGGUGUAAAAUUACUUAAAAAAAUGGCUGUUACAUUACAUACAGACGUUGGAGAUCUAAAGAUUGAACUUUUUUGUGAACAGUGCCCCAUCACAUGUGAAAACUUUUUAGCCCUGUGUGCAAGUGGCUAUUACAAUGAUAGUUUAUUUCAUCGAAAUAUAGCAGGAUUUAUGAUUCAAACAGGUGAUCCCACAGGUACAGGAAAAGGGGGUAAAAGUAUUUGGGGUGCAAAAUUUGAAGAUGAAUUCAGAGAAAAUUUAAAGCAUAGCACAAGGGGGAUGGUUUCCAUGGCUAAUAAUGGACCUGACACAAAUGCUUCCCAGUUUUUUAUCACAUACAACAAACAGCCUCACUUAGAUAUGAAGUAUACUGUUUUCGGAAGAGUAAUUGAUGGGUUUGAUACUUUAGACACAUUGGAAAAACUCCCUGUCAGUGAAAAGGGGUAUAAACCACUAACAGAAACAAGGUUACGAGAAAUCACAAUACAUGCAAACCCAAUAGCAGAGGCAGCACAGCAAUGAUUUUUCCAUGUCAUUUUUUUUUUUUUUUUGUAUAUUAUUGUCACUGAUUUAUGAAUGAUUACCUUGUAAAAAAAAAAGCCAACACAACAACAGA
Messenger RNA from Physella acuta, 681 nucleotides. Its product is annotated as peptidyl-prolyl cis-trans isomerase-like 3. Gene Ontology annotation, biological process: protein peptidyl-prolyl isomerization; protein folding. Gene Ontology annotation, molecular function: peptidyl-prolyl cis-trans isomerase activity. Gene Ontology annotation, cellular component: catalytic step 2 spliceosome. Lineage: Eukaryota; Metazoa; Mollusca; Gastropoda; Physidae. The record is from RefSeq and is a predicted model, not a curated record.